AUGGAGUCCGAGAUCAGGACUGUCCUGCCAAACAUCGACCCGGUCGUGUCCGAGUACUCGGCCGGCUACCUGACCCAUGCAUCCACCUCGUGGGCCGGGGGCGAGGACCAGGCCGGCCCGUCCCCGCUGGCCGAGGCCGCCUCCGUCGUCAUCGAGCUGCUGCUCUCCGCCGCCGGCGACCCGGAUGCCGCCAAGCAGGACAAGAUCCGCCAGCUCGUCGAGAAAUGGGUCUCCAAGUACGACGAGGCCAACGGCUCGCUGCAGCGCCAGGGCCCCACCGUCCGGAGGCUCGACCAGUCCAUCCAGGUCGGCGCCCAGAACAACAUGUCCUCCACCCUCGCCGUCGCCACGGGCGCCGUCGACCUCGAGGCCGCCAACGUCAGGAAGGUCGAGUCCAAGGUCGACCGCAAGAAGCUCGAGAAGGCCGAGCGCAAGAUCGCCGCCAAGCAGCAGAAGAAGACCUUCAAGACCGUCGAGUAUGAGGCCUCGCGGCUGCUCAACCAGCCAGAGUCCACCCAGUCCUACGAGGAGUUCUACAUGGCCGUCAACCCUCUGCAGGCUCCUGGCGCCGGUGGCAAGUCCAAGGACAUCAAGCUGGACAACAUCGAUGUCGCCAUCGGUGGCCUGAGGAUCCUCACCGAGACCACCCUCACGCUGGCAUAUGGCCGGCGCUAUGGUCUGGUUGGUAACAACGGUAUCGGUAAAUCUACGUUGCUGCGGGCUCUGUCUCGUCGAGAAGUGCCCAUCCCUACUCACAUCUCGAUUCUGCACGUCGAGCAAGAGAUCAGUGGAGACGACACCCCGGCAUUACAGGCAGUGCUUGAUGCCGAUGUCUGGCGGAAGGUUCUCCUGAAGGAUGAGGCACAGAUCACCGAGAAGCUCGGCGAGAUCGAGAGCCAGAGGGCCUCGUUGGCCGACACCUCAGCCGACGCGGCCAGGCUGGACCGCGAGCGUGAGGCCCAGGACCAGAAGCUCACCGACGUCCAGGCCAAGCUCGCCGAGAUGGAAUCGGACAAGGCCGAGUCCAGGGCGGCAAGUAUCCUCGCCGGUCUCGGUUUCUCGCCCGAGCGCCAGCAGUUUGCCACCAAGACCUUCUCCGGAGGUUGGCGGAUGCGUCUCGCCCUGGCGAGAGCACUCUUCUGCGAGCCGGACCUCCUCCUGCUCGACGAACCGUCAAACAUGUUGGACGUCCCCUCCAUCACCUUCCUCUCCAAUUACCUGCAGGGCUACCCCAGCACCGUCCUGGUCGUGUCUCACGACAGGGCGUUCCUCGACGAGGUCGCCACCGACAUCAUCCACCAGCACUCGGAGCGCCUCGACUACUACCGGGGCGCCAACUUCGCCUCCUUCUACGCGACCAAGGAGGAGCGCAAGAAGACGGCCAAGCGCGAGUACGAGAAGCAGAUGGCGGAGCGGGCGCACCUGCAGGCCUUCAUCGACAAGUUCCGCUACAACGCGGCCAAGUCGUCCGAGGCGCAGUCGCGCAUCAAGAAGCUCGAGAAGAUGCCCGUGCUCGAGGCGCCCGAGGCCGAGUACAGCGUGCACUUCAAGUUCCCGGACGUGGAGAAGAUGUCGCCGCCCAUCAUCCAGAUGUCCGAGGUCACCUUUGGCUACUCGCCCGACAAGGUCCUGCUGCGCAACGUCGACCUGGACGUGCAGCUCGACUCGCGGAUCGGCAUCGUGGGGCCCAACGGCGCCGGAAAGACGACGGUGCUCAAGCUGCUCAUCGGCAAGCUGUCGCCCUCGACGGGCAUCAUCCAGCAGAACCCCCGCCUGCGCGUGGGCUUCUUCGCGCAGCACCACGUCGACGCCCUCGACCUGACCCUGUCGGCCGUCUCCUUCAUGGCCCGCGAGUACCCCGGCCGCACCGACGAGGAGUACCGCCGGCAGCUGGGCGCCUUCGGCAUCACGGGCACGACGGGCCUGCAGAAGAUGGAGGUGCUCUCGGGGGGUCAAAAGUCCCGUGUGGCGUUCGCGUGCCUCGCCCUCACGAACCCGCACAUCCUCGUGCUCGACGAGCCGUCCAACCACCUCGACAUCGAGGCCAUGGACGCCCUCUCCGACGCGCUGCGCAACUUCCAGGGCGGCGUGCUCAUGGUCUCGCACGACGUUACCAUGCUGCAGACCGUCUGCACCAGCCUGUGGGUGUGUGACGGCGGCACUGUUGAGAAGUUUGACGGCACCGUCCAGGACUACAAGAAGAAGAUCACGGCCCAGGCUGAUGCGUCGGGUGUCGUGGCGAAGCAUUAG
Diaporthe citri is the source of this 2250-nucleotide messenger RNA. RefSeq lists its product as uncharacterized. Lineage: Eukaryota; Fungi; Ascomycota; Sordariomycetes; Diaporthales; Diaporthaceae. The transcript has 2 exons. The coding region runs from base 1 to 2250 and encodes 749 amino acids. Gene Ontology annotation, molecular function: ATP binding; ATP hydrolysis activity. The record is from RefSeq and is a predicted model, not a curated record.